AAGAAGAAGAGGCGGAAGAACAACAGUCUGAGCCACUAGCAGAAGGCUGAGCAGGGAGCACCAGAGUCCUGCUGCUGACGACGAGGGUCCCGGGACCGUUCGGGGGGAGUGAUCGUGGGUAAGAUGGGCCGCUGUGCACAUCUGUUCGGAUGGAGCCUCUGAAGGUGGGACGCCGUCAUGAACAGAACACUCUGAGUGUCGAAUACAAGUGUCCGGUCCAGGAAGUGGUUGACAAAACGUGAACGUUGUGACAGUGUCACGUCAUCUGUUGAGGACUCGAACCCGUGUGGGAUCCACAGAGGUUGAAUGCAGAUGGAAUGGAACGCAGUCGUAGACAGGAAUGCUCCACUACCUCCCAUGGCACUGGCCCCGUUCCCACCUCGGAGCAGAGAGAAUCAUCAGGAAAAGGAGAGGGGAAAAGAUGACAACUCUCCACUUGUCAUCAGCCACUUCUAUUACUCUCUUCGAUAGAGAUUGAGAGGAAGAAUCCUCUGGCACAUAGGCAGGACAGUGAGACGUAGAAGACUUCCAAAGCUAAGCCACACUUAAUACGGAAAAGAGAUGGCUUUCUUGGACAAUCCAGCCAUCAUUCUGGCCCACAUCAGACAGUCUCAUGUGACCAGUGAUGACACAGGAAUGUGUGAGAUGGUACUAAUAGACCAGGAUGUGGAUCUAGAGAAGUGCCAGCUGACUCUGGUGCCCGGCAGCAGCUGUGGCUCAACGGGGUCGGGCUCCCUGAGCGAGGAGGGCAGCGGUGUGAGAGAUAAUCAUUCCUGUGACCUCUCCCAGUCCAUGGACAUCACCUCCAGCUGGGACUUUGGUAUCCGCCGGCGGUCCAACACAGCCCAAAGACUUGAAAGGCUAAGGAAAGAGCGGCAGAACCAAAUCAAAUGUAAAAAUAUUCAGUGGAAAGAGAGGUCAUCCUCCCAAUCAGUGGACGAUCUGGGCUCUCUGUUUGAGAAACGUGACUUUAAAGACAGGCCACGGCAGCUGACGGGUUCCAAAUCCACCCUCUCCCUGCGACUGGAGCAGUGUCCCCAGCAGCUCAACAACCCCUUCAAUGAAUAUUCCAAGUUUGAUGGCAAGGGCCACAUUGGCACAACAGCGACAAAAAAGAUCGACGUCUACCUCUCAAUGCAGAUGGCUCAGGAGAAAGUUCACCCGAUGACGGUGGUGACCAUCGCCAAUGCCCGCGUGCACGACCUCAUUGGUCUCAUUUGUUGGCAGUACACUAGCGAGGGGCGAGAACCCAAACUCAAUGAGAAUGUGAACGCUUACUGUCUCCACAUUGCGGAGGACGAUGGCGAGGUGGACACUGACUUCCCUCCACUCGACUCCAAUGAGCCAAUCCACAAGUUUGGUUUCAGCACUUUGGCCUUGGUGGAGAAAUACUCCUCACCUGGCCUCACGUCCAGACAGUCGCUGUUUGUCAGAAUAAACGCUGCUCAUGGUUUUUCGCUGAUCCCUGUGGACAGUCUGAAGGUCACCAUGAAGGAAAUUCUCCAGAAAGCACUCAAGAAGAGGAAAGGCUCACAGAAAGGCUCAGGGCCCAAGUAUCGCCUGGAGAAGCAGACGGAGCCGAACACUGCAGUGGACCUGGACGUGACGCUGGAGAGCCAAAACACACUGGAGUUUUGCCUGGUCAGAGAAAACAGCUCCAGGGGAGAGGAGAGCUCAGAGGAAGACCCUCCUAUUGACAUCACUACUGUCCAAGACAUGUUGAGCAGUCACCACUAUAAGUCCUUCAAGAUCAGUAUGAUCCACAAGCUUCGCUUCACCACUGACGUCCAACUAGGCAUUUCAGGAGAGAAGGUGGAGAUCGAUCCUGUUACCAAUCAGAAGGCCAGUACGAAGUUCUGGAUUCGUCAGAAACCCAUCUCCAUUGACUCGGACCAUCUAUGUGCCUGUGACCUUGUGGAGGAGAGAAGCCCCACUCAUGCAAUAUUUAAGCUCACUUAUCUCAGCAACCACGACUACAAGCCUCUCUACUUUGAGUCUGAUGCUGGGACCGUCAAUGAGAUAGUGCUGAAGGUGAACUAUAUCCUGGAGUCCCGGGCCAGCACCUCUCGGGCCGACUACUUUGCCCAGAAACAGCGGAAACUAAGCCGCCGCACCAGCUUUAGUUUCCAGAAGGAGAAAAAGUCUGGCCAGUAGAUGGACUGCAGCUGUUCAGGCACCUGGCUGUCUGUACUGUACGUACACAGACCAGACGUGAUGUUCUCAUACACAGCAUCAGGCGAAACAGAAGUGGCGACUGACAGACCGGGGCGUCGGGUCAGAGGAGAUGAGAGCAGGAAACAGACCAAGCAGACGUGUCUGCCUCGGCGGAGGUUCCACGAGCAACAACAAAUGCAUUCUUGUUCAUGCAUUCUAAGAAACAAAAAGAUUUGUGGGAUUUGUCGGCUGUCAUGUUGCCAUCAUUUCUUUUUUAUUAUUUUUUUUUUUUAUUAUUCGCUGCCUCUGAAUUUAAGCUCCGUCUUGCAGAAUGGAUUUGUACAGCUUGAAAAUGCUAGUUUGUACACACAACAACAACAACAAUGCUACGCACUACAUUUCUGCUUCGGACCUCCAUCUGUAACAGUUUUGAUAUUACAUCAAAGAAAACUUUCACUUUAUAUGUACUGUACAUUUAUGUAUUUUUUACAUUUAGGAGGUUAAAUAUUAAAUAUGAAUGACCCAGUCUGGAUUUAAAAAGAUCAACACCAUUCUGCCUUGA
Scophthalmus maximus (turbot) is the source of this 2716-nucleotide messenger RNA. It is a transcript of the gene mapkap1, whose product is annotated as MAPK associated protein 1. The record is from RefSeq and is a predicted model, not a curated record. Gene Ontology annotation, biological process: TORC2 signaling. Gene Ontology annotation, cellular component: TORC2 complex; plasma membrane; cytoplasm. Lineage: Eukaryota; Metazoa; Chordata; Actinopteri; Pleuronectiformes; Scophthalmidae. Bases 562 to 2154 code for a protein of 530 amino acids. The transcript has 13 exons. Gene Ontology annotation, molecular function: phosphatidylinositol-4,5-bisphosphate binding.